Messenger RNA from Orbicella faveolata, 1763 nucleotides. Its product is annotated as TLC domain-containing protein 3A-like. Gene Ontology annotation, biological process: lipid homeostasis. The record is from RefSeq and is a predicted model, not a curated record. Lineage: Eukaryota; Metazoa; Cnidaria; Anthozoa; Scleractinia; Merulinidae. Gene Ontology annotation, cellular component: endoplasmic reticulum; membrane.
CCAAAAUUAGCAUUUGCGUGCAUGGGAAAUCACGUCGCGAAAAUGGUGGGCUUACACUUGUUUAUAGCCGGCUUCUUCACGUUUCCGUUGUCCCACGUACUCUUCACAUAUCUCCAAAGAUAUAUUUCACCAAGACUAAGUUAUGUCGACAGAUUUUCCAUUAGUACACGGUUUGUUUCUUCCCUUCAAGCACUGGCUGCUUCUAUCGUUGGUUUAAAAGUUGUUUUCACUUCCACCGACAUUAUGCUAGACAGGCAACCAAUCCUAGUCCUGUAUGCAUGCUUUGGACUGAGUUAUUUCUAUUAUGAUGUGGUGGUGAUGUUUAUUGGAGCCUAUCUGGAGGACAAACAGGAAGAUCCACAGAGAAGCCUGCACUAUAUAUGGACAAAGUUCUACAGAAAGAAGAAACUCAUCAUUCUUCAUCAUGUUCUUCUCCCUUUAGUGGGGUUUCCAGCAGUAACGAUAUGGAGGAAGAAUAAAGGGGACUUCUUUUUAGCUUGCGUAUAUCUCAAUGAGAUGAGCACACCAUUUUUGUCUUUUAAGGCAAUUUUAGAAAAGGUAAGCUCAUUAUUUUGAACUGUAUUAAAUUUUAUAUUUAUUUGUGUUUAUUUUAUUAUCCUUGGGGUACAAGCCCUGAGUUGCUGUUAAAUGCUGAUAUCCAUACCAUGGGUGGCAUCUUGAAAUUCCGACAGAGAGGGGAGUUUCUUGGACUUGAAUUCUGAAGGCAUUGGGAGGUAAUGCAAUUUGGAAUUCCAAAAGCAUGGGGGAGUUUCAGCUCUGAAUUUCCAAAGGGGAAGGUGGCAAAAGCUUUGCUUAGAAUCAUUUGAUCUGUUAACUUCUCUAGUUCAUAAAUCAAGCACGAACUGACCGCGGAAGCAGGGUAAAGAUCAAUCAGGCAGAUGUUAGCUUUCAUGCAGAUAAAAGUAGAUCAAAUGUGGGUUGUGUAGCAAUCUCCACAUCAAAGAGGCCUUAAAGUUGAUGAAUUUGUCAUUCAGAUUAAUGAAAUCUGUGUUUCUCGUCGAUUUAAAAUUGUCAAUCAAUGAUCUUGUUGCAUGCGAAAAACUCAUACCACUCUCCUUUCCAAAUGAAACCCCUGACAGCUUUGUACUUCACAACAACAUGUUGCCAGCAGAACCCGGCAAGAACAGCAUGCCUUUUAGUGAUGCGCUGUUUAAUUCAAAACUGUUUAUGCGCAAGUGUUUUGAUCAUUCAGAAUAAUUAAUUAUCACUUGUCUCUGUUUUAAGAGUAGAACUGAUGUAUCAUUGUUUAUGUUUUGUUUCAAUGAUGUCUUAUCUCUGAGCUAGUUGUUGGAGUUGAAGAGUUCUGUCAGUACUGCUGUGGGUAAAUAACAGACCUGACAGCCUUACAUUCAAAGCAAUUUGUGUUCAAAUUAAUGACAUGAUUUCUGAUGGAUAUUAAAAAAACAUCUAUAGCAUACACAACCAGUAUCAUUUUAGUAGUAUGAAGGAAGCAGGAGUAUUGCAAUCCUCCUGUGGCAGGUUGUUCAAAGCCUGACUAAGCUAACCCAGGAUUAGCCAAAGUUUUUAUUUCAUGUUUUUUUUUACCUUUUCCAUGAGGUCAAAAUAUUCUUCCCAGUUUGAAUAGUCUCGGACUACACAAGACAAAAGCAGUGAAAAAUAUUUCUAUACAACUUGCAAAAAUUAAUACUGCGGUUAACUUAUAAUCCUGGGUUUAGCGUUAACCGGCUUUCCAACAACCCGGCCCUGGACAACCUUGUCAUUUGCAGGUAUUACCAAACCAC